Molecule: messenger RNA, 1754 nt
Organism: Penaeus monodon (black tiger shrimp)
Lineage: Eukaryota; Metazoa; Arthropoda; Malacostraca; Decapoda; Penaeidae
Exons: 8
Coding region: 1-1347 (448 amino acids)
Biological process (GO): cell surface receptor signaling pathway; adenylate cyclase-modulating G protein-coupled receptor signaling pathway
Cellular component (GO): plasma membrane
Molecular function (GO): peptide hormone binding; G protein-coupled peptide receptor activity
Source: RefSeq, a predicted model, not a curated record
AUGGCUAUGGGCACCAUAAUCCCGUAUCAUUCUCAGAAGAUGAACUUUUCAAUAAUCGACAUCAAUUCUAGUCCGUGUUACUACGCUUCAAGACUAUAUAAACACAUACCUCAUACACUUAAUGGAAGAUAUAAGAUAGGUGCAUUUGGAAUUGAUCCCUUUCAUCCACAGUAUCUCCCAACAGGGCUGUACUUGUACUUGUCUGUCGUAAAGACGUUUUCCGUCGAGAAGAUCAAGUUACGCCUCUACCUGCUGCUUGGAUGGGCCUUGCCUCUCCCCUUCGUGACGACCUGGGCUUCCCUGAGAGUCGCCUUCAGCAGCCAGUACGAGGUAAGCGGAGGUUGUAAUCGGAGAGGCAGGGAAGGGAGGGAAAACUAUGAACUUCUAAAAGCGUGGUUAGUGGGCCCGUUCGGUUGCGGAGGACGCAUAGUUCAAACACCAAAGACCAGUCACCCAGUCAAUUCCAAGGGCAUUUUGCAGGAGGUGGCGAGGCCGGAUUUCGACAUAGCUUGUCCGUGGCUAGAGGAGUCACCGCUAGACUGGGUCCACCGCGUCCCCGUGCUGGUCGUCCUCAGUGUCAACACAUUCUUCCUCAUUCACGUGAUGGUGGUGCUUGUGAAGAAACUCCGAGGGACGACGAGUUUGGAGUCUCAGCCGUGGGUGCAGCAGACCCAGCGGGCGCUCAAGUCUCUCUUUGUCCUGAUGCCUCUGCUGGGCUCCCCACACGUUCUGCUCCUGCUGGCCCCCGCGCACGGCACCUUCUCCGUGGUCGUCGCUUAUACGAGGGCCAUCGUGCUCUCGACGCAGGGCCUCGUGGUGACCGUAUUCUACUGCUUCCUCAACUCCGAAGUGCAGGAGUCCAUCAACAACCACAUGGAGCGCUGGAAGAGCACGAGGGACGUCCCCCCCGGCUCGUGCCCCUACUCGACCAACUUCCAGGACAGCGUCGUCACCAGGAACUGCGUCCUCGCCUCCGUCGGGGUAGAAAAGGCUACAGAGUUUGUGCCGCUACAAACGUUCACGGAGUUCAGUUCGAUCGGAGAGCCCACAGAAAUUGUUGACAGGAAUGCCACGAUGCCCGUUUUCCCUCCUGCUUUUCCCCACGUGAAGAAAACGAGAGACUCGUCCAAGAGGAACAGAUCCCUAAGUGUUCAGCGGGAGAACGCAGGGAUAAACAACUUUCAAGUACAUUCCAGCGAGACUUCGGACUCUAGUACUGUCGCUGCAAUUUCAGCUGCAGCGUCGUCACCGACACAAGAGGCUCACAGCAGGGUGAUCCAGCAGAACUCAAGCACAAACACAAAAGAUAUCGUUCAGCCUCUUAAAGAAGUGGUGGCGAUGUGUUGAGGCUGUGGAGGGAGACAGCAUGAGCCGUCCCGUUGUGCGAGGCCACGAAGACUUACGCAGGAGAGGCCUCCCGUGCUCUGUGGACUUCUAAAUGCGUGUUUUUUUGUUUUUUGUUUUUUGUUUUGUUUUUGCGUACAUGUAAGUUAGAGGUCUUUAUAAGAUUCGUUUUUUAGAAUAAUCUACAUACAUCUCAGAUUACGAAACUACAAAAAUUAUGAAUUAGAUGUGCCAUGUAUGUUAAUGUCCUCAGGGUAUACUACAUGUUUUCUAUAAAUGUUCCUGUAUUACCACAUACAACUGACCCUCAUGAAUACCAAAGAAGAUAUAGUAAUAGUAACUGCUAUUUUAUUACCGUAUUGAUACUGUAUGUGUCAGAAACAUUAAUAAUAAACACAUAUCAAGUUUAA